CGCCAUGUUAUCGUCGCAUUGUCUCCGGAUACCCGCUACCGCUUUCCCGCCAAAAGCUUUUAUCAGCACCGCGAUGCAGCCGCAGUGCCAUCUAUAUGAACCACACGCUGCUGCUUCUACCGUCUCUAUAAAGUAUUCGCUAGUAGCAUCCUCGGACAUUGUGGUAGACCGGCGGCCGAAGUAUACGCUCACAGUUCCCGUCCGCAGCCAAAGGUGUUUACCAACAACUCUCGCCAUGAACCAGAGUGAAGCGCUGCCGUAUCGCAUCGCCGUCGGGAAGAUUUUCGGCGUGCCGGAGUACCGUUCCGUCCGGUUCGUCGAGGCGUCGUCGCCGCCCAAGCGCUUGGUGUGCGCCGUGUGCCGCGCCGUAUCGGCGACCGAGCCCCGGUACAAGAGCCCCACGUCCGGUGACGUCAUGUGCUGGGAGUGCGCGCAAGACCUGUGCGCCACCGCUCUCGGUGAAGAUCGGGUUGCCGAUUCCGCCGGCGAGCAGUCUUCGGAGUGGCCGAAGCCGUCGCUAGCUUUGCGCGAGCCAGCCGUCGAAGGCGACCUCGACCUCCUCAAUGAUCUCGAGGUCGUAUGUCCCAACGCAGACCUUAACUGCAGUUUUCGAGGCAAGUUCCGCGUUCUUCCGAUUCACCUGUCGUCCACCUGCGCCCACGACUUCAUCGCGUGCCGAGGCUGCGGCGAUCGCGUCCUACACCGCGACUUCUACGAGCACCUCGAGCUGCGCGAUUGUCUCAAGAGGGCAGCGGCAGCAGCCACGGAUGACGGCUUCCAGCUUACUUGGGGACCGUCAUCUCUUCUUUACAUCGAAGCGAACCGAACGCAGAACACGAACGGAGCUAGUAAUUCGAGCGGUGCUGCCGCAGAAAAUUGGACCUUCAUCCGGGAGGUAGGGCCUGACGAAGAGGGUUCGUCUACGACUCCUGUCAGCGGCAAUGGGGUCGCUGCAGCGACUCCGGAAAAGAACGGUGGGCGUAUUUUGAGACUACCGAUCCUUCUUUGGGAAGCGGCGUUCGGGACAAAGGCGAACGUCGCUGACAGACCGGAUGAUGCCGCCGACAGUCCUCCCGUCAUCUUGGAAGCAACGCCCGAUGGCUCGGAGUCGUCGACAAAUGCGAUCAAGAACGGAACGGCCGAACACAACGACCAGUUCGUGAUACUCGAUCAUCCACGAUCGUCGACAAAUCCGAGCGGAAAGGCAGACGUCGAUGACGAUCCCCCUGUUUGGAUACCGACGCCCCUUGGUUUCGAGGCAGUGUUCGGCAAGAGUGCGGAAUGGGACCACUCGAUGAUAGGCGAAUUCCGGAAGGUCCUCUUCCAACGCGGACGUGAAGUGCUCACCGGCAAGCUUCUGGUACGGUUUCCGGAUCGAUCGUCCUACCGGGCAAGAAGCGCUAGUACCGGAACAUUGCUAAUACAAGAGCCGGCAGUAGCAAAUGCACCAGGUGAGAACCGUGGUGAGGACGAGUUGGCGCUGGGUGGCUUCCGGCUCAAGGGGCACGCGACCUUGUUCGAUUAUGACGCCCGCGGUCGUGGGGCAGCGUCGUCGUCCGCGUCUGGAACGGAGCUCGCCACCUUCGAGCUGCUGGCGCGCGAUGCCGGUGACGCUGGAAAGAGCAGCGGUGGCCUCCGCUGGCCGGCCAGGAAGACAGUUGUCCUGACCCUCAACGGCUUUUGUAGCGGCAACAGCAGCCUGACGCUCCGCACUCGCUACUCUGGCGACAUGCCGGACAUCCAAGUCGGAGAAGAGUGGACGAAGGUGGCUGUCACUUACCCUGUCGAUGCGGCGACCGUUUGGAAAGAGUUCGCGGUAUUGGACAUCGUUGAACUAACCGUAGAACUCAGGUGACGCUCUUCUCGCUGCGUUGCCGAAUGUAUUUAAUCUCUUCGCGCGAGGCAUAUACUUGGUUUUCAGCCGUAGGGUACAUUUUAAAUAAAACCUUUUAUUACAAUUCCA
Messenger RNA from Dermacentor silvarum, 1963 nucleotides. RefSeq lists its product as uncharacterized. The transcript has 2 exons. Bases 5 to 1855 code for a protein of 616 amino acids. NCBI's taxonomy places the organism in Eukaryota, Metazoa, Arthropoda, Arachnida, Ixodida, Ixodidae. The record is from RefSeq and is a predicted model, not a curated record.